UUGUCUCGCCACGUGUCAUGCGGCACGUGCUCUUCGUACCAUCCCCUACAAAUUCCUGAUGAUCGAUUGUUUCUUCCCCUUCCCAUUUCCGUGGCAGCCAGCAACCACUCUCAGUCUCAGUCCUCCACUCCACACUCCGCUGCUCCACCAUCCGGGGGGAUUCGUUGCAGUUUUAACAUUAUUCAUCAAUGGCGACCAUCACUGCUGCGCAUUUCGUGUCGAGAGCCUCCCAUGUCAGCUCGGAGACCAAGGCUAGUCCCGUGGGCCUCCAGGCACAGAGCCUAAGCCACCACGGCCUCAGGGCGGUGAACACGGUAGACAAGCUGCAAAUCCGAACCAAGGCGAAAGCGAUAGCGACCAGAGCCGUGAAGAAAUCGCAGGCGGUCACUGAAUCGCCUUCGUCUGCCAAAAUUGUGUGCGGAGCAGGGAUGAAUUUGGUGUUCGUCUCUUCAGAGUGUGGGCCCUGGAGCAAAACCGGCGGUCUCGGUGAUGUCCUCGGUGGACUCCCCGCUGCAAUGGCCGCCAGAGGACACCGGGUGAUGACGGUUUGCCCUCGUUAUGACCAGUACAAAGAUGCUUGGGACACCUGCGUCUUCGUCGCGAUUCAAGUUGGGGAUAAAGUUGAGACAGUUCGCUUCUUCCACUGCCACAAAAGGGGAGUUGAUCGCGUCUUCGUUGAUCACCCUUUGUUCCUUGAGAAGGUGUGGGGCAAAACUGGAUCCAAGAUCUAUGGCCCUACUACAGGAAUUGACUACAGGGACAACCAAUUGCGUUUCAGCAUGCUGUGCCAAGCUGCUUUAGAGGCACCAAGGGUUCUGAAUUUGAACAGCAGCAAAAAUUUCUCCGGGCCAUAUGGGGAUGAUGUUCUCUUCAUUGCCAAUGAUUGGCACACUGCUCUGCUCCCUUGUUACUUGAAGACCAUGUAUCAGCCAAGGGGCUUCUACACAAAUGCUAAGGUUGCCUUCUGCAUCCACAACAUUGCUUAUCAGGGACGAUUUGCCUUUGCAGACUUCUCUCUUCUCAAUUUGCCCGAUUCCUUCAAGGGCUCCUUCGACUUCAUGGAUGGAUACAAUAAGCCAGUGAAAGGAAGGAAAAUCAACUGGAUGAAAGCUGGAAUACUGGAAUCUGACAGGGUGGUAACUGUGAGCCCAUACUACGCCCAGGAACUGGUCUCUGGUGAGGAUAAAGGCGUCGAAUUGGACAACGUCCUUCGCACCAAAACCGUCACCGGAAUUGCAAACGGCAUGGAUGUUCAAGAAUGGGAUCCGGCUACCGACAAGUACAUUGAUGUCAAAUACGAUGCAACUACGGUAUGCCGCCAUUCACCAAGUAUAAUUGCGUCCCUGGAUUACUACAACAAGGGUGGUGAUGUUGAUUGUUAUUCAUAUUGUGGGGUUUCAGGUCACGGAUGCAAAGCCAUUGUUGAAGGAAGCACUUCAAGCAGAGUGCGGAUUGCCAGUGGACAGGAACAUUCCUGUGUUUGGAUUCAUUGGCAGAUUGGAAGAACAGAAAGCUGCUGCUUCAAAUUGAUUUGUGAUGGCUUUUGGGUGCAGGGUACGGGGAAGAAGUACAUGGAGGAGCAGAUUGAGCAGCUGGAGAAGUUGUACCCUGAUAAGGUCAGGGGAGUGGCGAAAUUCAACGUCCCCUUGGCCCAUAUGAUCACAGCUGGGGCUGACUUCAUGUUGGUCCCCAGUAGAUUUGAGCCAUGCGGUCUCAUCCAGCUGCAUGCCAUGCGAUAUGGAACGGUGCCAUGCGUUGCUUCAACUGGUGGGCUGGUGGACACAGUGAAGGAAGGUUAUACUGGAUUCCAGAUGGGAGCAUUCAACGUGGAAUGUGAUGCAGUGGAUCCAGCUGAUGUGCAGAAAAUAGUGACUGCUGUGAAAAGGGUGAUUGCCGCAUUUGGGACACCAGCCGUGGAAGAGAUGAUUCAGAACGGAAUGGCACAGGAUCUGUCGUGGAAAGGGCCUGCAAGGCUGUGGGAGAAGAUGCUGUUGGGACUGGGAGCUGCCGGGAGUGAGGCUGGCGUUGAAGGUGAAGAGAUCGCACCCCUCGCCAAGGAAAAUGUCGCCACUCCUUGAGUGGAAGCACGCACGGGUUUUUUGACAGCAGAUCGGCUUCUUCAUAAAAGUAGUAGCAGCAGCAGUAGUAGUAGAAUAAGUUGAUGUCUCGGGCUGACAUAUUAUAAAUUCCUGCAUUAGUUUUAAGUCGUGGAAGAAUGUUUUGUAUAAAGAAUUAGUUAAAGUAGGGUACUGGUGGUAGCUAAGCUUACUUGACUAACUGUUCUCUAUGUACUGAUCUAAGCGGUGGCAGAUCCAAAGUUCUAGUACUUUGUCAGGCUCGUGCGUGGGCGAGACUGGCAAAGGUUAAAUAGGAACCACAUAAAAUGUCAUGGAACGUUGGAUGUGCAUAGCUGAUUUCCUGAAGCUAGCUACUCAGUGAGAGGAGUUUCCAGGCUUCAGUUAUCUGCAAGAAAAAUAAGAGAAAUUAGCGGCAUGAGAUAACCAGUAUGCUUCAAUUACUUUCCACAAUUCUUGCGAGCAUUCUCCUAGUUUUGUACAAGUUGGAGAUCAUCUCGCCUCUUGCCCACAUUUCAAAAUCCAUAUCACAUAUCUCUGAUGAAUAAAAACUGGAAAAUCUGCACAAAAUAAUUGCAUAAUCAAACGUGGUAACGAAAUGUAAUAUGAGGCUAAUGAGUCCUGUCUUAUUCGUAAUCAUACAAACAUCCGAUAUUCAGUUAAUGAAAAGUGGAGGAACCACCCCGCCUAAUCCUACCAUUGAUUAGAGGUGGGAUUGGACAAAGGAAAACGAUGCGGCCGCCUCAUUUCGUUCCCUGGGCCCGUUAGGCCCAAACAAACUCCAACAGCGCCGACCUGACUCACGCCCCCAUCAGCCUCACACUUUCUCACGCCUUCCCACUCAACAAAUAGUAAAUUAUCAGUAAAUAUCCCUAACGAAUAAAAGACCACCCAAAAGAUAAAAUAAAAUAAUAAUAUCACUCAACCAAUUUCUCCGUCUGUUCUGUAGUCUAAAGUCUAAACACUACAGUCUACAGUCUAGUGAGCCUCUUUUUACUUUCAUCCACUUCUUCAUCUCCUUCCCCAACUUUACCUUCUCUGACCUCCAUACCCAUCACCCUUAUCACAAGUUCAGAACCACUCAUUCAUUCACUCACUCCACUCACUCAAUCAAUCUUUCCCCUCUUCCGAUCAUCAACUCUCUCUUCUUCACCACACCCACCAGCCACCAGCGAGAGCAAGCUCAACUUCCAGACGAUGAAGAACUUCACAUUCCUCUCCCACCCUGCUCCUCUACUUCUACUCCUCCUCUUCUCCGUUUCAGGUAAACUUCAACCCACCAUUCCCCUGCUUCUUCUCAAUCUCUUGUGCUGUUUGCAAAAUUUAACUAAAAUGCCGAUGUUUCCUCCACUGCAGCUACCCUGGUCGAUUCAAUUGGGAUCAACUACGGCCAAAUCGCCAACAACCUCCCAAAACCAGAGGACGCAGUCCCGCUCAUCAAAGCCCUCGGAGCCACAAAAGUCAAGCUCUACGACGCCAGCCCACCGGUCCUCCGAGCCUUCGCCCACACCGGCGUCGAGUUCGUCGUCGGCCUGGGCAACGAGUACAUGUCCCAGAUGCGAGAUCCCGACAAUGCCCGCACCUGGGUCAAGACCAACGUCCAGUGCUACCUCCCCGCCACCAAAAUCACCUGCAUCACCGUCGGCAACGAGGUCCUCACCAUGACCGACGAAUCCUACAUCCCCCACCUCAUCCCCGCCCUCUACUCCAUCCACGCCGCCGUCGUCUCCCUCGGCCUCCAGAACCAGGUCACCGUCACAACCCCUCACUCCCUCGCCAUCCUCCAAACCUCCUACCCACCUUCCUCCGGCGUGUUCCGCCGAGAUCUCACCGGCUGCCUCACCCAGAUCCUCAAUUUCAACGCCAACACCUCUUCCCCCUUUUUAAUCAACGCCUACCCUUACUUCGCCUACAAAGCCAGCCCCAAGCAGGUCUCUCUCGAUUUCGUCCUGUUCCAGCCCAAUCAGGGCGUGGUCGACCCUGCCUCCAAUCUCCACUACGACAACAUGCUUUUCGCCCAAAUCGACGCCGUCCACUACGCCCUUGCCGGGCUAGGGUUCAAGGACAUGCCGGUUCAUAUCUCGGAGACCGGGUGGCCUUCUAAAGGCGACGGCGACGAACCCGGGGCGAGUUUGGAGAACGCCAAGAAGUACAACAGCAACCUAAUCAAGACCAUCUGCCAGAGGAAGGGCACACCGGUGAAGCCCAAUAUGGACUUGAACAUUUACGUGUUCGCGUUGUUUAACGAGAACAUGAAGUCCGGCCCAACUUCCGAGCGGAAUUACGGCCUGUUUAAGCCCGAUAGGACACCGGUCUACGACAUGGGGAUUGACCUGUCGUCGAUUGGGAGCGGCGGCGGCGGAAACAAGAGCAGUCCCGCCGCCGGAGGAGGAGGAAGCAGCUCAGGGAAUCAACCGUCGGCGCCGGACAACGGUCCAAAUGGGUACUUGGCGAUUACGAGUGGGACGACAAAGGUGAGCGGCUUGUCAUCGCUGUCGUUCACACUGUGGGGAGGAAUAUUGUUACUUGCUGCUGGCCUUGCGUCGGCGUGAGGCGGCUGAAUUUGCUGUUUCCAUCUCCAUCUUUUCUCUUUUUUCUUUUGGGGAGUACGGCGGAAGGAAAUUGGAGAGCUGGGUAGUGGGAACUGAACUUGGAUUUGUUUAGGGUUUGGUGCAAGAUUUGGUCAUGUGGCCAUGUGCGGCAAUGUCGCAGUACCAAGAUCCUUCCAGUCGCUCUGCAGAAAAGAAGAGAUACUGUUGUUUGAUUGUCGUUUUAGCCACGCUCUGCCUGCCUCGAUGUCAUCACAUCAUCAUUGUUAUUCUUUGUCAGAUUAAUUUAUAAUAAUGGAUGUCAUCGUAUCAGACCGAUUUCAGUUUAUAUGAAACCACGAUUAACGGCUAUAAUUGACGGUGGAAAGAAAGAAAGGAAGAGAGGGAGAGCUGAAAGUUUCAUUUUUUGCCUUUGCUUGUGCGCAGCAAACUGCUAAAGAAUCUACAGUAAGAAAAGCAUCCUUCCUUGUUUGGUUUAUCCUCGAUUCAAUUGGGCAAUUCCUCUCAGAGACAA
Linum tenue is the source of this 5138-nucleotide messenger RNA. NCBI's taxonomy places the organism in Eukaryota, Viridiplantae, Streptophyta, Magnoliopsida, Malpighiales, Linaceae. The record is from the annotation of a GenBank genome assembly.